This is a messenger RNA of Colletotrichum phormii, 2702 nucleotides long. RefSeq lists its product as uncharacterized. Gene Ontology annotation, biological process: DNA replication initiation; DNA replication. Gene Ontology annotation, cellular component: nuclear replication fork; nucleus. Gene Ontology annotation, molecular function: DNA replication origin binding; single-stranded DNA binding. The transcript has 3 exons. Bases 108 to 2426 code for a protein of 772 amino acids. The record is from RefSeq and is a predicted model, not a curated record. Lineage: Eukaryota; Fungi; Ascomycota; Sordariomycetes; Glomerellales; Glomerellaceae.
CGCUAUCGUCUCCUUUUUCUUUGUUCGCUUGCUUGGUCUGUUCCGGAAGGCGGACUGGACAUACGACAGCUACGCCCUCAACUACAUCAUUGUGAUACCCCGGCAAGAUGCCUCUUGCGCCCCCACCCGACGAGCCCCAAUGGCCUCCACGAUCCCCUCACGAAGCCCUCAUUAGCACCCCAAGCGGCCGCGAGCGCCUCAGACGUCUUCAAAAUCGAGGAUCACCCUCUCCUUCACCGUUGAAGAGGGGACGAGCAAACUCCACCUUAUCUACACGAUCGGCGAAUUUAAUCGACGAAAUGGACGAUCAGGAGGACGAGGAUGAGGAGACACUUCAGUUAAAGUUGCAGGAGAUACAGGCCAGAUUGAAGUUGAAGAAGUUGCAGAGCGCAAGGGAAAGGACGGAAGGAGCUCCACCGACUCAAACGAGACCGACCUCGAGAGGGUUUGGAAUCGGCCGGGCACUAUCCAGACCUGAACUCCAGGCCACUAUCGAAGUACCCGUGUCUCCAAUCCGAAAGACUCAGCCCGCACAACCAAAAGCAUCGCCGACUCGGGUUCCGCUCGGGGUCGAUAAAGGGGUCAAGAGAGCACCAAGUGUACUGCGGAGGAAUACAAAUCCUCAAGAUGGACAGCAACAGGUCGGCGGAUAUCUUCAACGGUCACGAACUCCUGCUCAACAAGAGAUAUCACGGCCACUGAGCUUCAACGAGAGGCUGGCCGCAGCAAGAACACAAGAGGUCGACCGCCAGGGAUUGAGAGAAAGAGUCCAAAAGGUCAGAUCGGAAACGUUUGAUAUUGGGCAGAAAGAGAUUGAGCAGUUCAAGGAAAAGGCGAUCGAAAUUCCUGAGGAAGAGGAAGCUGCACCGCAUUUCACCAGAGAUGAAAUCCUUGGUGGAAUGAGCAAAGUGGAACUCAACCAGCGCAAGCUAGACUCAAUACCUGCGCUUCCAGCACCAUCCUCCUCCAAAGACGAAGACGACCCCCAAAGUCUCUACGAAGCUCCGCCGGACUGGAUGAUGGCCGGGCAGAAACCACAGAGGCCGAAAAAGGUUGCGCCAGCAGACGUGCCAGAGGCUGAAGCAUCGGCCUUCGAGCCAUACUCCAGCUUUCAUCUCUCACAGCGCAUUCUUCCACACCAAGUCUUGACAAGGACUCUGUCUGGGAAGAAGAUAUUCAAGUUGCCAGACUUGCUGCGGAAGGUCAAGGCUCCAGAGUUUCAACUUCCAGAUAUUGAGCAGGAUAUUGUCGUCUUCGCCAUUGUCGCAAAGAAGUCAGAGCCCCGCUCCCACAAGCCUCGAGCUGACCAAAAUGGCAAGGAGUCAGACCGAGGGAAGUACAUGGUUGUCACAUUAUGCGACCUGAAGUGGGAGCUGGAGCUGUUCCUCUUCAACUCGGGGUUUACCCGCUUUUGGAAGCUCACAGAAGGCACAGUGCUGGCCAUACUAAACCCGACCAUUAUGCCUCCUCCAGUUGGCCGAGAAGCCACUGGCAAGUUCAGUCUCGUCAUCAAUUCUGACGCCGAUACAAUCAUGGAGAUUGGGAAGGCCCGAGACUUGGGAUUCUGCAAAUCCAUCAAGAGAGAUGGCGAAUUCUGCAACUCCUGGGUCAACAAGAAACGAACCGAGUUUUGCGAGUUUCAUACCAACGAAGCGGUCUCCAAGCAGCGAGCGAGUCGCAUGGAAGUCAACACUAUGGAUUUUGGCGGUGUUGGAGAGAAGUUCAAGUGGAAAUCGAGACAGCUUGUCAAACCGGAGGCCGAGAAGAAAUCGGGAAAGUACGACCGAGAAACACAUAGCCAUUGGUUCGCUACGAAAUCAAUGAGCUCUGCGUCGCUCAUCGACGGAGGUCAGGCACUCAUGGACAGGAGAGAAAAGGAAGAAAACCUGAAGAGAAGGAUGAUUGCCCAAGAACGCGAAAGGGGUAUCAUGUCGCGUCUGAGUAAGAUCGGCGCCGGCACGGGGAAGGAGUACAUGCAACAAACAGACCGCAACCGCAAUCCUACCUCUACUUCGAACUUGCCGUCAUCCGCGUCCGCUUCGAACGUACUUGGGGCGCGACAGAAGCCCGAUAUGAAGAGUUUGGGCAUUAUGCCCAGGAAUAGGGAAUUGGCCUUGCACCUCAGCCCUAUAAAACGCAAGAGACCACAGAGUGCACAGUCCAGCUCCUCGGUCGGCGCACCCUCGUCAGCGACGGCCACGACAGGGCUGAAGACCGGGUUUGGAUGGGGCGGCAAUCUCAAGGACAAGCUCGCCAAGAUGAAGGAAGGUGAAAAGCUGAAUAGCGACAAGCCGCCGGUGAGGAAGAAGACGAGGUUCGUGACGGAGAAGGGGAUUCGCGAGGCUGGGAGGGAGAGUUUGGGUAUGGACCUGCCGCAGGCGGUUUCUUUUGAAGAUGACGAUGACGACGAUUUGAUUAUUGUGUGAAGGCAGCAUAUUUGGGAAAUGGGUUUUAUGCGAGGGCGACACUGGUCGGACGGGACGGGAAGGUUAUGGGCUUGAGGAUACAAAGGGGGGUUUUCUCCCAUGACUCCUGGAUGGAGUUCGCAUGAAGCGAUUACGGUAACCAAAUACAGGUCACAAAAAAGGGUUUCAAGACAGGAUAUCACGUCGAAAAAGGACGCUAUUUUGAGAAUGUUCUGGUCGUUCAUUUGGUACCCUGUGUGAUUAAAUCGCGUCAAACCUGGCUGAGGUACGAUAGAA